GCAGCAGCGGCGGCGGCGGCGUUUGAGUGGAGGAAGAUGGCGGCUCCGGGCGGCUCUGGGUCCCGCCAGCUGUAAGGAGCCCCAGUGCGGCAAGCGCCGGAGCGCCUCUGCUCUGGCCCUGUCCCUGGCUCCCUCAUCGCCGUCGCCAGCGGAGCGAACCCGAGAGCGUGGCGCGGGCUGGGCCAGGUGUUUGAGUGGAAUGUCAUGGCCAGCUCCUCGGACAGUGAAGAUGACAGUUUCAUGGCUGUGGACCAAGAAGAAGCUCUGCUGGAAGGGACAAUGGAGCAGGAGGAGGAGCCCCGCCCGGCGCUGGAGGCUGAGGAGACGAGACCUAACAGGUCCAUGUCUGAGCUGCCAGAGGAGGUUUUGGAGUAUAUCCUAUCCUUCCUCUCGCCGUACCAGGAGCACAAAACCGCGGCCCUUGUCUGCAAACAGUGGUACCGACUCAUCAAAGGUGUAGCCCACCAGUGUUAUCAUGGUUUCAUAAAGGCUGUCCAGGAAGGACACAUUCAGUGGGAGAGUCGGACGUACCCUUACCCUGGAACCCCGAUCACUCAGCGGUUCUCACACAGUGCAUGCUAUUACGAUGCUAAUCAGUCUAUGUAUGUGUUUGGAGGCUGUACCCAGAGCAGCUGCAAUGCUGCCUUCAAUGACCUCUGGAGACUUGACCUGAAUAGCAAGGAGUGGAUCCGACCUUUGGCUUCAGGGUCCUAUCCUUCCCCUAAAGCUGGAGCAACUCUGGUCGUGUACAAGGACCUACUGGUGCUGUUUGGUGGCUGGACGCGGCCAAGCCCGUAUCCCCUACACCAACCAGAGAGAUUCUUUGAUGAAAUACACACUUACUCACCUUCUAAAAACUGGUGGAACUGCAUUGUGACAACCCAUGGGCCACCUCCAAUGGCUGGCCAUUCCUCCUGUGUGAUAGAUGAUAAAAUGAUUGUCUUCGGUGGCUCCUUAGGAUCCCGGCAAAUGAGCAACGAUGUCUGGGUCCUUGACCUCGAGCAGUGGGCGUGGUCCAAGCCGAACAUCUCCGGCCCCAGUCCUCAUCCUCGAGGUGGCCAAUCUCAGAUUGUCAUAGAUGAUGCAACUAUCUUAAUCCUUGGAGGGUGUGGCGGUCCCAAUGCUCUCUUCAAGGAUGCUUGGUUGUUGCACAUGCACUCGGGCCCCUGGGCCUGGCAGCCGCUCAAGGUAGAAAAUGAAGACCAUGGGGCCCCAGAACUGUGGUGCCACCCAGCUUGUCGGGUGGGGCAGUGUGUGGUGGUCUUCAGCCAGGCUCCUAGUGGGAGAGCCCCACUCAGCCCCAGUUUGAACUCCCGCCCAUCGCCUAUCAGUGCCACUCCUCCAGCCCUGGUUCCUGAAACCCGAGAGUACCGCUCUCAUUCUCCAGUAAGGAGUAUGGAUGAAGCCCCUUGUGUUAACGGCCGCUGGGGAACACUGAGACCCAGAGCUCAAAGGCAGACCCCCUCAAGUUCCCGGGAAGGGAGCCUUUCCCCAGCCAGAGGAGAUGGCUCUCCCAUCCUCAAUGGUGGGAAUUUGUCUCCAGGAACAGCAGCUAUAGGUGGCUCUUCGUUGGACAGCCCUGUGCAGGCUGUAUCUCCUAGCACUCCAUCUACCACUGAAGGAUAUGACCUCAAAAUGGGACUUUCUCUGGCCCCCCGACGAGGGUCACUACCGGAUCAGAAAGAUCUGAGGUUAGGAUCCAUAGAUCUGAAUUGGGAUCUGAAACCCGCACCGAGUAGCAAUCAUAUGGAUGGUGUGGACAACAGGACAGUUGGGGGAAGCAUGAGACAUCCUCCUGAACAGACAAAUGGUGUGCACACCCCGCCACAUGUGGCCAGUGCCCUUGCAGGAGCUGUCUCCCCAGGUGCCCUGCGUCGGAGCCUAGAAGCCAUCAAAGCAAUGUCAUCCAAAGGCCCUUCAGCCUCUGCAGCACUAAGUCCUCCUCUGGGGUCUUCUCCAGGCUCUCCUGGGAGCCAGAACCUGAGCAGUGGAGAAACAGUGCCCGUUCCCCGCCCAGGGCCUGCCCAAGGAGAUGGACAUUCCUUACCUCCCAUUGCUCGCCGCCUGGGCCACCACCCUCCUCAGUCCCUAAAUGUUGGCAAACCUUUGUACCAGAGUAUGAACUGCAAGCCCAUGCAGAUGUACGUGCUAGACAUUAAAGACACCAAGGAGAAGGGGCGGGUCAAAUGGAAAGUAUUUAACAGCAGUUCUGUGGUCGGACCUCCUGAAACCAGCCUGCAUACAGUGGUCCAAGGCAGGGGUGAACUCAUCAUAUUUGGAGGACUCAUGGACAAGAAACAGAAUGUGAAGUACUAUCCAAAAACAAACGCCUUGUACUUUGUGCGAGCAAAGAGAUAAUGUGUUCUAAACCCCUUUCCCUUUCUGUGGCUUUUAAUUUUCCAGCGUGCAAGCAUUUGGACUGAGAAUUGGGAAAACAAAGGACAGAUACUCCCAUAAACCAAAACCCCAGUUCCCAACCUCACUCACUCCAGGCUGGGAUCAAAUCUCCAUUAAGAAAAAAAUUAUAUAUAAAUCUAUAAAUAUAUAUUCUAUAGCCAACUCUGUUUACAGAGAGGGAGACGUCUCCGUCCUGGUUCAGAUAAAUUUGUUGCUGUGUUUUAGCAGAGGCUGUGCUGCCUUUUUCUACUUUGCUGGUAACUAGACCCAGAAUUUAGGGAACAGACUAAUGUCAGAAUUUACCUAAAGCAACUGAAGAGCCCCCGUAAAUCUUUAUGUGGCCUUCUUGGAGUUAGAGAAAGAGCGUGUGUAAGGUGUGCACGUGGAGCCUCCCGAUCCUCGGGCUCCAGGAGCUGGCAGGGUGAAAGGAGCCUGUAGAGAACUCUUCCUCUCUUCCUUUUAAAACCACACGGGACCUGUGCAGACUUCUCUUUGAGGUCAUGCCCUCUGCCCUUGGGACUGAGGAAAGUUACCCAGCCAGGAAUUCUGUUCCACGUGUGUGUGCCAGGAUCACCAUGAGGCAGUGUUUAUACAGGGACGCCUGUCCACCUAGUGUCCACUGGUCUUUAGCGUGCUCCCUCCGUGUCUCAGAAAACAUAUUGGUGUCUGAUUUUGGAA
Molecule: messenger RNA, 3075 nt
Organism: Zalophus californianus (California sea lion)
Lineage: Eukaryota; Metazoa; Chordata; Mammalia; Carnivora; Otariidae
Gene: FBXO42
Product: F-box protein 42
Exons: 10
Coding region: 205-2358 (717 amino acids)
Molecular function (GO): protein binding
Source: RefSeq, a predicted model, not a curated record